Scomber japonicus (chub mackerel) is the source of this 831-nucleotide messenger RNA. RefSeq names its product hatching enzyme 1.2-like. Gene Ontology annotation, molecular function: metalloendopeptidase activity; zinc ion binding. Gene Ontology annotation, biological process: proteolysis. The record is from RefSeq and is a predicted model, not a curated record. Bases 1 to 831 code for a protein of 276 amino acids. The transcript is spliced from 8 exons. NCBI's taxonomy places the organism in Eukaryota, Metazoa, Chordata, Actinopteri, Scombriformes, Scombridae.
AUGCCUAUAAAGAGUGAGCAGCCGAGCACCUGCUGCAUCCAGCAUCAGAGCAUCCAGAUUCCAACAUCCAGCAUCAGAGCAUCCAGCAUCCAGAUUCCUGUUCAACAGGGUGCAACUGAAGAAGGAGAUGAUGGAGACUCAUCUCAGGACGUUUCUAACGUCAUUGCAAGAGCAAAUGCUGGCAUACGAACGAGGCUGAUUCAUGAUGACAUUGCCCCAAAUCUGAGAAGGAACGCCGUCCCCUGCACUGCUACAGGCUGCAAAUGGCCUAAAAGGGGACGCUAUGUAACAGUGCCUUACACCAUCGCCUCCCACUACUCCACAACCGAGCGCAACUUCAUCAUCAGGACUCUGCAUUCCUUCCACCAGGCCACUUGUAUUCGCUUCCAGCCGAGGACCUCGCAUCGCGAUUACAUCUACUUCUACUCUGGAUCUGGGUGCUGGUCCUACCUGGGCCGUCAGGGAGGUAGACAGUAUGUCUCCCUGAGGAGAAACGGCUGUCUGUACACGAGCACGGUGCAGCACGAGGUUCUCCACGCUCUCGGCUUCCACCACGAGCAAGUCCGCUCUGACAGAGACAGAUAUAUCAGAAUCCUCACCCAGAACAUCCAGUCAGGAAUGCAACACAACUUCAACAAGGUGCAGACCAACAACCUGGGAACUCCCUAUGACUUCGACUCCGUCAUGCAUUACAGCAAGUACGCCUUCUCCAGAAACGGGCAACCCACCAUCGUUGCCAGGAGCAACCCGAACCUUAACUUCGGAGGAGCCAAGACAUUGAGUCCCAAUGACAUUGCCCGUGUCAACAGGCUGUACAAAUGCUGUUUUUAA